Messenger RNA from Dermacentor andersoni, 723 nucleotides. RefSeq lists its product as uncharacterized. NCBI's taxonomy places the organism in Eukaryota, Metazoa, Arthropoda, Arachnida, Ixodida, Ixodidae. The record is from RefSeq and is a predicted model, not a curated record.
ACGCCAGCUUAUCACGUACUCUGCUGACCGGGGCCCCCUUACCUGAGAUAUCUGAAGCGUAUAUAUGACGGCGCCGGUCUCUUCUCUCCGCAACUCGACAGAAGUGACUUCCUGUGAUCUGCUGAGCGCACCGCACUGACCAUGGCUACCAACUACGACGUGACCAAGUACCAGCCGUGCUUUGAGUGGGUGACGUGCUUCAAGAACCGGCUGCCCUACCACGCUUUGGGCGCGGGAGAGUUGAACGGCCAGAAAGUGUACGUCGCGCGCGCGGUGCACGAAGGCGACACGCUCAUCGGCUGGGCUCAGCCCGGCGUCGCUUGCUGCUACGUCAGCUGGGCGGGCGAGGCGCACCCGCACGAGGAGUACCAGUGCUUGGCGACGGAGACCCCGGAAAAAUUGGACUGGGUGCCAGCCACCGAAGGAGAUGUGCCCAUUGGCGCCUUGCAAGGCGGCAGCACAUCCGACGGCGAGCAGUUGUUCAUCGGCCGCGUACAGAACGGCGACAACGUGCUCGUUGGAAAGGUGCAGCCCAGCCACAAGGUCCUCUACGUAGCGCACGAAGACCAGGAGCUGAAAUUCGACGAAUACGAGGUCCUAGUCUGCAAGAAGCUCGAGCUGUGCUAGCUCGCUACGUCUGAGCUUCAGCACUGUAAGCAGAGUCACAAGCUCGGAAAGAAAGUUGUACCUGCUACCAAGAAUAUUAAUAAACUGUCAAGCAGA